GAUCGUAAGACGUUCUGCCUCACCUACGAGGCCUCCAUGACACGGCUGUUCCGAGAGGGGAGGACUGAGACUGUACGAUCCUGCUCCAAUGAGGGCUGUGCCUUUGUCAAAGCUGUGGAGAGCGGAGAGGUAGGCUUAAUGACUGGGGUUGUUUUUAACGGUGCUCGUAAGUUCUUCUAGAACCUUCCUAGUGGCUCAGUGAAAAUAGGUUUUGCAGGCUUUUCUGUGUUAUCGAUGCUGAGUCGCGUUCACUUCGGAAUGAAUGUGUUCACACUUGAUAGUGAAACAGAUUUCACUCCAUUAUGAAUAAGGUAAUUUAGGAAGAAAUGGGUUUCAGUCAAAGUGAUUUGCAUUCAUUCUUCAGACACGGAUUACUUUUACGGCUGCAAGAUUAAUUGAAAUUGUGAUAUUGACAUGUGCAAUAUCCAUAUGUCAAGAGGCUGCAAUAUUAGCCUUUCUUUGACACUCCGUUAAAGUGGGCUCAGCAAUAUGACGUUGCCACGAGCAGCACUGCAGAUAUUGACAUGAGUGCGAUGCAAGACUUUUCUCUCACACAGUCACACAGAGUAUUUGCGUGUGGGUGUGCUUCACGCCAGUGUUUCUCUGCAGUCAUUUAACUGUGGUGCUGCGCCAGUGCAAAAUCAUUUCAGCCAUUUCCCAAUUGGCAGGUUACCCCAUGUUACCCUAACAGGUAGGCCUACAUUAUAUUCCCUGUGUGUUUACACGUUUGUUGGGACGUACAUUUAAUCAGUAGGAUGCUAAUUAGUCUAAAGAUUACAUUUGGGAUCUAGCUAAUGAUAAUGUCCAGUUAGCACAGCAUGUAUUAAGUCCUAUUAGCUCAUUUUAGAAGUGCUGUUCUCUAACUUGACACUUGUCUCAUGGAACUAUCAAGUUUUCAUCCAAGUGUUUGAAAAUCACAAGUCAUAAUCUCAAUUGCAAUAUCUAGCUCCAGGUUUAUGGGAUAUUUGUUCAUACCUGAUGGAUAACUGCACUUAACUCCAUUAUCUACACUUCACAGAGUUAAACUACUAUAAAUCCUUAAUCUGAAUAUUCUCAACUAAAGAGAGAAAAUACUCUCCAACAGUAAUUAACAUAAAUCCAUUAAAAUACUGAGGAUCAACUCUAUAAUAAUCUGCUAGCCUAGCGGAACCAGUUUCACUCCAUAAAUACUUACAUUAUCCUCUUACGGGGGUUUCACUCUCAUAUUACAUUUUCAUUUUAUUUAUUUGAGUAACCUCUUUCGCCCCACUACUAUCAUCAACUGUAAUCAUAAUUCAUCCUAUCUCGCUUCUAACAGACAGGUUAUCUUAUUACAGGGGCCGGAGCACUGCAGGCGGCUGUUCCGAUUGGCUGCCGAGAAGCACCAGAACCUCUACCGAUUGGCCAUGACAGGGUCCGGCAUUGACAGGCACCUCUUCUGCCUGUACGUGGUGUCUAAAUACCUGGGGGUGGAGUCACCGUUCCUAACAGAGGUAGGUACAAACAUGGAUAACAUGCUAGCAAGAACAGUAUCCCCCUUCCCAGCACACCCCCAUUUUCUGUACACAAAUAUGCGCACAAAGAUGCAAUUCGUUAACUUAAGUUGCGGUGCUUGGGUACAUUUACUGUUGAAGAAAAAUACCCUUUAUUAUAAAGCCAUAAUUGCAGUUUUUAGAAUUUCCACACAUGUUUUUAGCAGGUAUGGUAGAAAAAUUACAAGAUUAUGUUUAAUACUAUUUAUGCAUCGAAUGGUUGUUUUAUGCAAUGGAAUAGGGUUCUUAGAACUCUCUCAUCUGUGUCUGUGAACUCAGUUGAGCUUGGGCUGGCAAUUUAUUUAUGAUGGGCUUGGUGAUAAAACCAACAGCCAUUCCAUUCUAUGAUUAGUGGUGCAUGUGAGGGGGAGAUGUAUCCGGUCUGACUGAGCCUGCAUUCCAUAGAAUAAAUAUAAAAUAUAAAUAUAAUAUGCCAUUUAGCAGACGCUUUUAUCCAAAGCGACUUACAGUCAUGCGUGCAUACAUUUUUUUUUUUGUGAAUGGGUGGUCCAGGGGAUCGAACCCACUACUUUGGCGUUACAAGCGCCGUGCUCUACCAACUGAGCUACAGAGGACCACAUGAGUUGGUGUUUGUGUACUAUAGGGUACCAGGGAGGAGAUGGCUCGGGUAUGGAUAAUGAUGACAGGAACCUUGUCUUGGGGGCCAAACCCUGGUUUCCAUACAAUGAGAACAAUCUUCGUGGCAAAUACUAUCUGGCUGGGAGAUGCUCUUUUUCUCAUAUACCAAGCCUCACCUUUUGACCCAUUCCACACAUCUGCUGUUUGUCAUGUAGACUAAGAGGGUGUAUCUUUGCUAUGAAAGAUCUUUGUAUUCUCUGUAUGUCGGCGCUCUCAGCCCAACACUCGAGUGUUGGGUCGACCAGACUUAUUAUUGCAGAGCACUCACUCUAUUCACUUGUGUGUGUGGUGUGACCUGCUCCCAAAUUAAUACAUUUUGAAUAAAGUAAUAUCCUAAUUGACCUUCUCUCCUCAUUAUUGAUUAGAAUUUCCACGACACAGGGUCCCCAAACAAUUGGCCUAUGAUAAACGCAUUUCAUGCAAUUCUACAUAAUUUACAUGACAGAAGACAUUAUUAGCAGAAUAUUUUUUAAUACCACAUAAAUGACCAAAAUUACUGGCUACUCUGACACUGAAAAACUGAGAUCAAUAAAAACGAUCUGGUCUUGAAUGCAAACAAUAGCCCAGGCCAAGCCAAUGAAAAGACACACAGAUUGUACAAUAUUAGUGUAUAUCUACAUUUACAUCAUUUAGCAGACGCUCUUAUCCAGAGCGACUUAGUUAGUGAGUGCAUACAUUAUUUUUUAUAUAUUUUAAAAAAGUUUUUAUUUUUUGUAUUUUUAUUUAUUUAUUUAUUUUUUAUUUCAUACUGGCCCCCCGUGGGAAAUGAACCCACAACCCUGGCGUUGCAAACGCCAUGCUCUACCAACGGAGCUACAUCCCUGCCAGCCAUUCCCUCCCCUACCCUGGACGACGCUGGGCCAAUUGUGCGCCGCCCCAUGGGUCUCCCGGUCGCGGCCGGCUACGACAGAGCCUGGAUUCGAACCAGGAUCUCUAGUGGCACAGCUAGCACUGCGAUGCAGUGCCUUAGACCACUGCGCCACUGAACACUGCGCCACUGCCUUAGUACCAGUCAAAAGUUUGGACACCUACUCAUUCAAGGGUUUUUCUUAAUUUUUACUAUUUUCUACAUUGUAUAAUAAUAGUGAAGACAUCAAAAAUAUGGAAUAACAUAUAUGGAAUCAUUUUUAACCAAAAAAGUGUUAAACAAAUAAAAAUAUAUUUUAGAUUCUUCGAAGUAGCCACCCUUUGUCUUGAUGACAGCUUUGCACACUCUUUGCAUUCUCUCAACCAGCAUCAUGAGGAAUGCUUUUCCAACAGUCUUGAAGGAGUUCCCACAUAUGCUGAGCACUUGUUGGCUGCUUUUCCUUCACUCUGCGGUGUAACUCAUCCCAAACCAUAUCAAUUGGGUUGAGGUCGGGUGAUUGUGGAGGCCAGGUCAUCUGAUGCAGCACUCCAUCACUCUCCUUGGUCAAAUAGCCCUUACACAGCCUGGAGGUGUGUUUUGGGUCAUUGUCCUGUUGAAAAACUAAUUAUAGUCCCACUAAGCGAAACCAGAUGGGAUGGCGUAUCGCUGAAGAAUGCUGUGGUAGCCAUGCUGGUUAAGUGUGGCUUGAAUUCUAAAUAAAUCACCAACAGUGUCACCAGCAAAGCACCCCCACACCAUCACACCAUCUCCUCCAUGCUUCACAGUGGGAACCAGAGAUCUGUUCACCUACUCUGCGUCUCACAAAGACACUGCGGUUGGAACCAAAAAUCUCAAAUUUGGACUCAUUGGACCAAAGGACAGAUUUCCACCGGUCCAAUGUCCAUUGCUCGUGUUCCUUUAGUAGUGGUUUCUUUGCAGCAAUUCGACAAUGAAGGCCUGAUUUACACAGUCUCCUCUGAACAAUUGAUAUUAACAGAUGUGCCUUCUUAAAAGUGAAUUUGUGGAAUUUCUUUCCUUAAUGCGUUUGAGCCUAUCAGUUGUGUUGUGACAAGGUAAGGGGGGUAUACAGAAUAGCACUAUUGGGUAAAAGACCAAGUCCAUAUUAUGGCAAGAACAGCUCAAAUAAGGAAAGAGAAACGACAGUCCAUCAUUACUUUAACAUUUUUACAUUUUAGUCAUUUAGCAGACGCUCUUAUCCAGAGCGACUUACAGUUAGUGAGUGCAUACAUUAUAUUUUUUAAUUUUUCAUACUAUUUUUCAUACCCCGGUGGGAAUCGAACCCACAACCCUGGCGUUGCAAACGCCAUGCUCUACCAACUGAGCUACAUCCCUGCCGGCCAUUCCCUCCCCUACCCUAGACGCUGGGCCAAUUGUGCGCCGCCCCAUGGGUCUCCCGGUCACGGCCGGCUACGACAGAGCCUGGAUUCGAACCAGGAUCUCUAGUGGCACAGCUAGCACUGCGAUGCAGUGCCUUAGACCACUGCGCCACUCGGGAGAUGUAAGACAUGAAGGUCAGUCAAUAAGGAACAUUUCAAGAACUUUGAAAGUUUCUUCAAGUUCUGUCGCAAAACCCAUCAAGCUCUAUGAUGAAACUGGCUCUCAUGAGGACCGCCACAGGAAUGGAAGACCCAGAGUGACCGUUGAUGCAGAGGAUAACUUCAUUAGAGUUACCAGCCUCAGAAAUUGCAGGCCAAAUAAAUGCUUCACAGAGUUCAAGUAACAGACAUCUCAACAUCAACUGUUCAGAGGAGACUGUGUGAAUCAGGCCUUCAAUAAGGACACCAAUAAGAAGAAGAGACUUGCUUGGGCCAAGAAACACGAGCAAUGGACAUUAGACCGGUGGAAAUGUGUCCUUCGAUCUGGAGUCCAAAUUUGAGAUUUUUGGUUCCAACCGCCGUGUCUUUGUGAGAUGCGGUGUGGGUGAACGGAUGAUCUCUGCAUGUGUAUUUUCCACUGUAAAGCAUGGAGGAGUUAUGGUGUAGGGGUGCUUUGCUGGAGACACUGUCUGUGAUUUAUUUAGAAUUCAAGGCACACUUAACUAGCAUGGCUACCACAGCAUUCUGCAGCGAUACGCCAUCCCUGGUUUGGGCUUAGUGGGACUAUCAUUUGUUUUUCAACAGGACAAUGACCCAAAACACACCUCCAGGCUGUGUAAGGGCUAUUUUACCAAGAAGGAGAGUGAUGGAGUGCUGCAUCCGAUGACCUGGCCUCCACAAUCCCCCGACCUCCACCAAAUUAAGAUGGUUUGGGAUGAGUCGGACCGCAGAGUGAAGGAAAAGCAGCCAACAAGUGCUCAGCAUAUGUAGGAACUCCUUCAAGACUGUUGGAAAAGCAUUCCAGGUGAAGCUGGUUGAGAGAAUGCCAAGAGUGUGCAAAGCUGUCAUCAAGGCAAAGGGUGGCUAUUUGAAGAAUCUCAAAUAUAACAUAUCUUUUUUGUUUUAACUUUUUUGGUUACUACAGGAUUCCAUAUGUGUUAUUCAUAAUUUUGAUGUCUUCACUAUUAUUCUACAAUGUAGAAAAAAAUAAAGAAAAACCCUUAUAUAUACUGCUCAAAAAAAUUAAGGGAACACAAAAUGAAUGAAAUAAUCUUAUUAAAUACUUUUUUCUUUACAUAGUUGAAUGUGCUGACAACAAAAUCACACAAAUUAUCAAUGGAAAUCAAAUGUAUCAACCCAUGGAGGUCUGGAUUUGGAGUCACCCUCAAAAUUUAAGUGGAAAACCACACUACAGGCUGAUCCAACUUUGAUUUACUGUCCUUAAAACAAGUCAAAAUGAGGCUCAGUAGUGUGUGUGGCCUCCACGUGCCUGUAUGACCUCCCUACAACGCCUGGGCAUGCUCUUGAUGAGGUGGCGGAUGGUCUCCUGAGGGAUCUCCUCCCAGACCUGGACUAAAGCAUGGAGCGAGACAUGAUGUACCAGAUGUGCUCAAUUGGAUUCAGGUCUGGGGAACGGGCGGGCCAGUCCAUAGCAUCAAUGCCUUCCUCUUGCAGGAACUGCUGACACACUCCAGCCACAUGAGGUCUAGCAUUGUCUUGCAUUAGGAGGAACCCAGGGCCAACCGCACCAGCAUAUGGUCUCACAAGGGGUUUGAGGAUCUCAUCUCGGUACCUAAUGGCAGUCAGGCUACCUCUGGCGAGCACAUGGAGGGCUGUGCGGCCCCCCAAAUAAAUGCCACCCCACAUCAUGACUGACCCACCGCCAAACCGGUCAUGCUGGAGGAUGUUGCAGGCAGCAGAACGUUCUCCACGGCGUCUCCAGACUCUGUCACGUGCUCAGUGUGAACCUGCUUUCAUCAGUGGUGAAUUUGCCAAUCUUGGUGUUCUCUGGCAAAUGCCAAAAAUCCUGCACGGUGUUGGGCUGGAUGCACAACCCCCACCUGUGGACGUCGGGCCCUCCAUACCACCCUCAUGGAGUCUGUUUCUGACCGUUUGAGCAGACACGUGCACAUUUGUGGCCUGCUGGAGGUCAUUUUGCAGGGCUCUGGCAGUGCUCCUCCUUGCACAAAGGCGGAGGUAGCAGUCCUGCUGCUGGGUUGUUGCCAUCCUACGGCCUCCUCCACGUCUCCUGAUGUACUGGCCUGUCUCCUGGUAGCGCCUCCAUGCUCUGGACACUACGCUGACAGACACAGCAAACCUUCUUGCCACAGCUCGCAUUGAUGUGCCAUCCUGGAUGAGCUGCAUUACCUGAGCCACUUGUGUGUGUUGUAGACUCCGUCUCAUGCUACCACUAGAGUUAAAGCACCGCCAGCAUUCAAAAGUGACCAAAACAUCAGCCAGGAAGCAUAGGAACUGAGAAGUGGUCUGUGGUCACCACCUGCAAAACCAGUCCUUUAUUGGGGGUGUCUUGCUAAUUGCCUAUAAUUUCCACCUGUUGUCUAUUCCAUUUGCACAACAGCAUGUGAAUUUGUAUUGUCAAUCAGUGUAGCUUCCUAAGUGGACAGUUUGAUUUCACAGAAGUCUGAUUGACUUGGAGUUACAUUGUGUUGUUUAAGUGUUCCCUUUAUUUUUUUUGAACAGUGUAUAUCAGUAAUACUAGAGGUGUAGUGUUGAGUUGUCAAACUGAUCCUUCUGCGUGUCUGUCCAUCUAGGUGUUGUCGGAGCCCUGGCGUCUCUCCACCAGUCAGACUCCGGUUCAGCAGUUGGAGCUGUUUGACAUGAAGAACCACCCAGACUUUAUAUCCCUGGGGGGAGGCUUCGGCCCUGUGAGUAAACACACACCUCGACUCAGGCGCACACACACACACACACACCUCUACCCAGACUUCAACUACCUGGGGGAGGCUUUGGGCCUGUGAGUACACACGUCAUUUUGCUACUUUUCCCACUUCUUACUGUUCCAGGUGGCAGACGAUGGCUACGGAGUGUCGUACAUUAUCGUAGGAGAGGACAUGAUCAACUACCAUGUAUCCUGCAAGCACUCCUUCUCUGAGACGGUUAGUGUGUGUUAUACACUCGCUUGUAUUGGUGACAGAUGUUAUCGUGCAUACAGCAAAUGGAAACGUUGACAAGCGGUACAUUUUGUCUCUUUAAGCGGACACAAAUCAUGUAUGGCCAGCUGAACAUUAUGAAUGUGCCCUUUAUAAAGACCCACCCCCCUCUCUCAUCUCCUUUUCUCUAUCUACUGUAUCUAUCUCCCUUCCUUCUAUCUGUACAAGUUUUUAACCCCCCCAAAUAAUCAAGUAAAAUCAAUAUCUGUCUCUCUCUCUUCCUCUCUCUCAAUCUUUUUAACUCUCCAGAAAUAAACCAAGUCAAAUCAUUGUAUCGCCUCUUUCUCUCUCUCAGGACUCACACCGGUUCGGGGCCCAGAUCAGUCGGGCUCUACUGGACCUCCUCUCUGUGCUUACCCCAGCUAAGACUGAGAACCCACAGGCCCCGGACAAGAAACAGCAGUGA
Coregonus sp. 'balchen' is the source of this 7910-nucleotide messenger RNA. NCBI's taxonomy places the organism in Eukaryota, Metazoa, Chordata, Actinopteri, Salmoniformes, Salmonidae. The record is from the annotation of a GenBank genome assembly.